AUGGCGGUGUGCUGGAGGCGGCGUAGGUGCAGUGCGCACCUUGGCUCGCGGCCCUUUGCGGCGUCGCCGUGCCUCCUCCUUCUCCUCGUCCUUCUGCUGCUGCUGCUUCCGUUGCCUCCGCACAGCGCAGCGGCCGAAGCAGUAGCUCCUGGCACCCCAGUAAAGGUGCUGCUGCUGAAGCGAAACGACCUUGGCCUAUUCAACGCCAUGUCUAACGCCUUUUACGCCGGCGUGUACGCCUCGCUGAGGGCGCACAGCUCCACGGCUGCGGGCGACGUUCGGGUUGAGAUUGUCGAAAAGGAAGCGAAAGUGGCUGACUUUGCCACCGUCCUGGAGGACGUGAUGCAGAAGGAACAGGACAUCCUCACUCUUCUGGCACAGUUCGGUGACACUCCCGUGAUGAACGUGCGUUCGGUCUUGCCUCGCUAUGACCUUGUCUCUUUUGCCCCGUACGCUUGGUCGAGUGUGGUGCGUGGGUGGAACACCAACGUGUACUUUGUGCGCGCUGGCCCUGCGGCCGAGCUGCUGG
Molecule: messenger RNA, 529 nt
Organism: Trypanosoma conorhini
Lineage: Eukaryota; Euglenozoa; Kinetoplastea; Trypanosomatida; Trypanosomatidae
Product: receptor-type adenylate cyclase
Exons: 1
Source: RefSeq, a predicted model, not a curated record